Molecule: messenger RNA, 2632 nt
Organism: Fundulus heteroclitus (mummichog)
Lineage: Eukaryota; Metazoa; Chordata; Actinopteri; Cyprinodontiformes; Fundulidae
Gene: lsg1
Product: large 60S subunit nuclear export GTPase 1
Exons: 14
Coding region: 172-2088 (638 amino acids)
Biological process (GO): ribosomal subunit export from nucleus
Cellular component (GO): cytosol
Molecular function (GO): GTPase activity; GTP binding
Source: RefSeq, a predicted model, not a curated record
AAGUUGCUCGGAAGUGAAUACCGGAAGUGUAACUCUCUCUGGUUGCUCCACUUCCACAGCUCGCGACAACAAGGCAACGCACAUGUGUCACCGGCGUUAGAGACAGAGAGACCUUCUUUUUCCCUACUAAAAGUGUUAUAUUUUGCGGUGUGAGGAUUUUCGGACGUCGUUAUGGGGAAGAAGAAAGCAGGAGGAGGAGGAGCUGGACUCGGCAGAGCACUAGUGAAGGAGAGACUACAGGCGAGCAAGGGGAAGAAGAAGAAGGGAGACUCCUGGCUACACACCAGUGAACUGAACGAUGGAUACGACUGGGGUCGGUUGAACCUGCAGUCGGUGACAGAGCAGAACUCCAUGGAUGACUUCCUCGCCACAGCCGAGCUGGCAGGGACGGAGUUUGUUGCAGAGAAACUCAACAUAAAGUUUGUCCCAGCCGAAGCCAGGGCAGGCCUGCUGACAGCUGAGGAGAAAAGCAGGUUGAAGGAGCUGCACGAAGAAAACAAGCAUUUCCUCAGGAUUCCUCGGCGUCCUCACUGGGAUGAAAGCACGACUCCAGAUUCACUUCAGCAGGCAGAGAAAGACAGCUUCCUGCAGUGGAGACGAGAACUUGCAGAACUGGAGGAGGAACAGAAGUUAAUUCUAACGCCGUUUGAGAGGAACCUUGAAUUCUGGAGACAGCUGUGGAGAGUUAUCGAGAGAAGUGACGUCGUCGUUCAGAUCGUCGAUGCCAGGAAUCCUCUGCUGUUCAGAUGUGCUGACCUGGAGGCCUACGUGAAAGAGGUGUCGCCAAAUAAGGUGAACAUGCUCCUGGUGAACAAGGCAGACCUUCUGACCCGGGAGCAGAGGAAGGUCUGGGCCAAGUAUUUUCAGAAGGAGGGUCUUAGAGCUGUGUUCUGGUCUGCCCUGGCUGAGAGUAACAGGCUAGAUGCAGAAGAAAAGGGCAUGGAAGUCGAUGAUCCGGAAAGCGCAGAGAGUGACCCAGAAGCAGGGGGAUCCCCACACAGUGCAGACAACCAAAAUGAGUUAGGAGAAGAAAAAGUGGAGGAAAAUCAGGAAGGAGAAGAGAGUAGCGUUGAAGAGGAUGAGCAGGACAACAUAAGCGUCGAUGAAGAGGACUGGCAGACGUGCUCAGAGGAGGAGGAGGAAGCUGAAGGAGGGAAUGCCAGCUCUUCUGGCGAAUCCUUCCACAACUCCAGCCGACUUCUGCACAAGGACGAGCUGUUGGCCGUGUUUAAAGCUGCACACAAUGGGCCCAGGUGUAAAGAAGAGCAACUCACAGUAGGACUGGUUGGGUAUCCGAACGUGGGAAAGAGCUCCACCAUCAACACUAUUUUAAGGAACAAGAAGGUGUCGGUUUCAGCCACACCCGGACACACUAAACACUUUCAGACUCUGUAUGUGGAGCCAGGGCUGUGUCUGUGUGACUGCCCCGGUCUGGUCAUGCCCUCGUUCGUUUCUACCAAAGCUGAGAUGAUCUGCUCCGGGAUUCUGCCCAUCGACCAGAUGAGGGAUCAUGUGCCCGCAGCGUCCCUCAUAUGCCAGACAAUCCCUCGGCAUGUGUUAGAAGGGACGUACGGCAUCAACAUCAUCAGACCACGAGAAGAUGAAGACCCCGACAGGCCCCCCACCUCGGAGGAGCUGCUGAGAGCGUAUGGAUAUAUGAGAGGUUUUAUGACGUCCCACGGUCAGCCUGAUCAGCCAAGAUCAGCUCGCUACAUCCUCAAGGAUUAUGUCAAUGGCAAGCUCCUGUACUGCCAUCCUCCUCCACACAUUAACCCUGAAGACUUUCAGCCUCAGCACAGCAAAUUCCAGAAAAGGGAGUUGGACAGCUCGGACCUCUCUGCUGUAACAAACGGACCACAGAAAAUCAAGAGAAUUGAAAAUGUUGUCGACAAAACCUUUUUCCAUCAGGAUAAUGUCCGGGCACUCACCAAAGGAGUUAAGUCCGUCAUGGGCUACAAACCGGGCAGCGGACCCGUCGGCCCAGAAUGCUCCGAGUCCGAGACGACGGAAGGCAAGCCCUGGAAAAAACACGGCAACAGAAACAAGAAGGAGAAACUGCGGCGGAUCACAAAACAUCUGGAUGGUUGAUGAGGAUUCUCUGAACUCUUUUGAAACCAUAUCAUUUCAGAUUAAGUGAAAUAAUGUAGAAGAGCCGUUCGUAUCUCAUUCCAAAGGACCCUGAUGUUGGCGGACAGAUGCCUCCUGGUUCUGUGAAUACGGAGAAGUGUUGAUCUUUGCCGCUACAUGCUCUGAUAUGAAGGUUGUAAUGGUUGAAAUCAUUCUAUCAUGUGGUUUGUUUGUUGGAGCUGAAGCACCAAGCGUUCAGAGUGAUUUUGUAAUUUAAAAAAAAAGCAAAUUACUGGUAAAGCACAUCAAAGUCUUUAUUAAAAGGUUAUGAACUGCUGACUUUUCUCCCUGUAGGGAUGAUUUAUGUCCCCAGAUGUAGCUCAAAAACAUUUCUGUCAGUUAUUUGCAACCUAACAUCAUCUUUAAUAUCUUGUUUAAUUUUCUUAAUGUUUUGCCAUGAAGAGAAGUAUUCAUUAAAGUAUAAAAAAGAUUUGUUUGAUGCAAGUCUUGCAUCAGACAUUGAUAUGAAAUAAAUAAGAUGCUUAAACCCCGGCUAUAAACCGUU